CCCCCAUGACCUCGGCCCAGUGUCCUCCCCAUGGCCCCACCGCGGUGGCAGCUCCCCAAAAGGGGCUGCCAAGGCGGGUUAUUGCCAAUGGCUCAUCUGCAUCCGCCCUCCUCCCGGUCCUCCCCUGCUCCUCCCUUCUCCAAAUCGCUGCCGUACGACACCGCCGGUGCGCGGGGCUGCGCGGCCGCCCAGCAACGGCCGGCACCGGGGGAGCCACCGCGCCGGGGGUUGGCGUGAGUAGGGGGCUGCGGUGGCGGGGGUGUCCCCAAGGGGGAGGCCGGGUGGCUCCGGCUGUCACCGCUGCCUUGUGUCCUGCCGGGAUUGUUGGGUUUUGCCAUCCCUGUCCUUCCCGUGUCCUUCAGCGGGAGCCCGUCGGCACCGGGGCAGAGUGCUGUGGGUGCUACCCUGUGUGCGGCCUCUGCUCGGCAGGGAGAUGCCGCUGGAGGAUGGGGAUGCAGCGAGGCAGAGGGGCCAGUGGGUCAAUGGCAAGGUCAGUGGUACCCCGUGGCUUGGGGAAACAGAGGACCCGCUGCUCCAGGACACGACAGCACCCGAUGGCAGCAGGACGGAGCCAACACUGGGUGACAAGAACGUGGCUCCCAAGGGGGCCCUGCAGCAAGCAGGGCAGCGUGAAGAAGCCUUGAUGACUGAGCUCUCGGAGCUGGUGCAGAAGGUGGUGAAGAGCAGCAGCUGGUGGGAACGGCACGGGGUGGACAUCAGCAUCCUCGGCUGCAGCUUCCUCCUGCUCCCAGCAGCUGGUUUCUCCACAGGGUUCCUGUGCCUGCGGUCAGCCCAGGCUAUCCCUUUCCUGGCUGGUGUCCUCACCCUUGGCGUGGUGCAUCAUACCCUGACAGUGAAGGGCAGCCACCUGGCCAGCCACAACGCCUUGACCGAGUCCAAGUCCUGGGGCAAAGUGUGGGCCAUCUUCUUCAUUGAGCUCUGCUCAGCGUUCACAGUCGAGCAGGCCACUUACAACCAUGUGAAGAUCCACCAUGGCUACACCAACGUCAUCGGCCUGGGGGACUCCAGCACAUGGAAGCUUCCUUUCCUGAACCGCUACGUCUACAUGUUCAUCGCGCCUCUCGCGGUGCCCAUCUUAACCCCUCUGGUUGCACUUGAUUUGUUGAGGAAUGUGGAGUGGAAAGCAGCUCUCCGGACCCUCUGCUGCAUGUUUCUGGGUCUCUACUGCCAUUACUGGCUGCUGCUCCACGUCUCGGGCUUCCAGUCGCCGUGGUCCGCCCUGCUCUGCAUGCUGCUCACCCGCUCUCUCCUGGCCCAUCCCUACAUCCACGUCAACAUAUUCCAGCACAUCGGGCUCCCCAUGUUCGCGGCCGAUCGGAAGCCCAAGCGGAUCCAGCUCAUGAGCCUGGGUGUGCUCAACCUGCCCCGCAACGCGCUGCUCGACUGGUCCUUCGGCCACUCGCUCAUCAGCUGCCACGUGGAGCAUCACCUCUUCCCCAGCCUCUCCGACAACAUGUGCCUCAAGAUCAAACCCAUCGUCUCCCAGUACCUGAAGCAGAAGAAGCUGCCAUACAAUGAGGACACCUACACCUCCAGGCUCCGUCUCUUCCUCCAGAGAUACGAGGAGCUCAUGGUCCACGCUCCCCCCCUAACGGAGCUGGUGGGCAUCCAGUGAGGAUGGGACCCCAGGACUCUGGGAUGUUUCCUGCAGGGACUUGUGACAGCGAUGGCUUUAGCAGGAUUGGGGCAACACAAACGCCUCCAGAAAGCCAUCAUGUAGGAAACAU
Molecule: messenger RNA, 1748 nt
Organism: Pezoporus flaviventris
Lineage: Eukaryota; Metazoa; Chordata; Aves; Psittaciformes; Psittacidae
Gene: FADS6
Product: fatty acid desaturase 6
Exons: 6
Coding region: 434-1636 (400 amino acids)
Biological process (GO): lipid metabolic process
Cellular component (GO): membrane
Molecular function (GO): oxidoreductase activity, acting on paired donors, with oxidation of a pair of donors resulting in the reduction of molecular oxygen to two molecules of water
Source: RefSeq, a predicted model, not a curated record